Xiphophorus maculatus (southern platyfish) is the source of this 3266-nucleotide messenger RNA. RefSeq names its product complement decay-accelerating factor-like. The record is from RefSeq and is a predicted model, not a curated record. The transcript has 13 exons. Lineage: Eukaryota; Metazoa; Chordata; Actinopteri; Cyprinodontiformes; Poeciliidae. The coding region runs from base 128 to 1153 and encodes 341 amino acids.
UCAGUGGGAGGAGAAUCAUUUACAAUGUGAGGAGCGACUUUACACGCCGCGUUUCCACUAUAACGAAGUUGAACUGAGGAAGAGGCAGCUUUAUCCGGAUAGUUUGUAUCUCCUUCUACAGCCUGUGAUGGAGGUUUUACUGGACACCCGCAGACAGAGAAAACUCCUCAUCCUGUACCUAUUUAUUGGUAAUGUUGCAGCGCAAUGUUCUAAACCAGACGCAGGAGAGAACAUGGUUCUCACCGAAGAAUCUCUCCUAAAAAAUGAUUUCCCAGAGGGUUCCGAGGUCACAUUAGAGUGCAGCAAUGGAUAUGAAAAAGAAAGUGGCUCUGGGAUCAUGAACUGCAUUGAUAAUAAGUGGACUGAGCCAGAUCUCAACUGCAAGAAGAAAGACUGUGGUUUCCCUAAAGCAGAGCCACACAUGGAAUUUAAUACCAGCCAGGGUACUCUGUUUGGUUCAGUGGUUAAAGUAACCUGUGAAGAAGGUUACCGGAUCAGUGGAUCAAGCUACAAACACUGCCUCCCAAAAGGGUGGUUUGGAAGGGCAUCAUGUAACAUUGUUACUUGCUCCAAACCAACUGAAGUGGAAAAUGGCGAACAUUCUUGGAGUAGUGACAAUAAACCAGAAUAUAAACAAACUAUACAUUUCACAUGUAAACCAGGAUACACCAUGCUUGGGAAUCAAAGUAUUCAGUGUACCAAAAAUGGCAAAUAUGAUUCUGAGCCUCCACAAUGCAUUGGUUUGACCACAGAAGGCAAAAUUACAACAAACAUUAUUACAACUGCUCCCACAACAACAGAACAAGAAACAUCCACUGGUAAUGGUUUGACUGCCACACCAACUUUUCACAAAGCCACAACUGUCACAGCUAGACCAUCCACAAAUAUCUCAACACUGAAACAAGAUUACAGAAAAAGACCAUCUGAGGAAAAUAAUACUACACCCAGUACUUCAAAAAAAGAACAGAAUAUAGAGACUUUAAAUAUAAACAAAGAUAAAGGAUAUACAGCUGUUAUAAUCAGUGUGGUGGUUGUUACGAUAGUACUCUGCCUAGUUGCAUUCUUUUUAAACAAGUUUCUUAUGAGAAAAAAAGGCUCAUAUGACACUGGAGAAGACCUGAAGCCGGAGUUAUUACAGUUCCAAAAUCUUUAAGUGUUCUUCUUCAUUCAGAUCUGUUGGAAAUGAACCCAUCUGUUAGGACAUCUACUGCAGGUGAAAGACUGCCAAACUCUGAGUGCCUUACCAACAAGCAUUGGACAAAACAAGUGGCUUUCAUUUAUAGUUUUAUUUUUGCACUUUUAAUAGAAGACCAAACCUAUUGUAAUACUAUUGUAUUGUGUCACAGCUUAAUAUUUAGAAGCACUUUUUUAUAGUCAUUUUUAUAAUUAGUCUAAGUAAGUUGUAAAUAUUGUAUUUCACUUAAUAUUUUUGUAUGUCCUAUUUAUGUUAUAAACCAUUUUUCUACAUGUUAUAAAUUAUUUCAGUAAUUUAAAGAACACACAGUUUAAAGUUCCUGAGAAAGCUUUAUCCUUUGAGCUUCCAGGUUUUCCUGUUGUAUUCCAUUUUAUCACAACAGAGACAUAAUACAAGUUGUUCAGGAAGGACACAAUGGGGUUAAUUCAGUUUAUAGUCUGCAUUGGAGGCUGGUGUAGAUGCUAUCUGUUAUUCGCCUCCUGACUUGACUUUCUUUUCAUAAUUGUUUAUUGUUCUCGGGUGGUUUUAUCUACCCUGCAGAACAACAGAAAUCCUUUUCAUUGAGAAAGAUUCCAAAACAUCUCUACAAUGUAACAUUUUCAGAUAAAAAGGGGAAAAAAAUCAUGCUUUUUAACAAUAAAGCAAUGUAUAUAAAAUGUACUUUUGUGUGAAUACAUAAAGGAGGAAAUAUAAAUCAAAAACUAAAGUUCUUUUAUAAGCUCAGAUCACUGGAAAACUAUUGACGUCUACAUGAGUAUCCUGUUGACCCUGCGGUCCCAAAAACUGAUGAUUCUUCAUUGUACCAUGGACUUCAUGCAAGAGGUCACAUUUUUGUUGUUGUUUUGGAACCCUCAGAGAAUUUAUUUUUCCUAUUUCCCCAUCCUCGUGGUUUCUUACUGCAGCUUCUUCCUGUGUGAAGCCAGGCAUUCACAUUUAAUUACUUAAAUAUUUUGUUGAAUAACUGUGAAAAGACAUAGCCAAGCCACAAAUAUUGUAAGCAUUCACAUUAUAUGAGCUAUAUGCCUUGGUUAAGAGGACAGACAGUUUAUUUCGAUAGAGGGGUGGUGUCUCUCAAAGGCCAUGAUGACAGCAGCUCGGUACAAGCUAUCAGCAAUCCUUCAUUCACAUCCCAACACUAAACGAUUCUCAGUGGUACUUCUUGGACACAGUUUCCGCACUUCCAUUUGGUUUCUUUCUGUAGUAAAUAUGCAGAUUCUAACAAUUAAUGAUUACAUAACAUUCUGAUUAUCUAUGCUAGCAGUUCUUUGAGAUUUAGUAUUGACUACUACCCCAGCAGAAAAUGACCAAAAACACUCACUGAGCAUAAAUAGAUGGAUGGUAACACAAUAUACAAUAUGGAAUAGUGGUGUAACACCAUUUGUUCACUUCUAAACCUCAGAGGACUUCACAAAAUUUUCUGAGAGCAAAUGCACACAUGUAGAUUCUAUGAACUGAUAAGGAGCUUACUGCAAAGAUUGCACUUUAAUUUAGGAAUGUCAUAUUAGAGGCUUAAAUACAUAUGUAAACCACACUAAUUAUUUACAUUUGUAAAAAGAUUUAAAACUAAAUAUAAUUUUCCAACGACUUAACAGUUGUGCACUGUUUUGUGUUGGUCGCUUGUCUGAAAUCUAAACGUUUCUGUCACAACUCCACCUACUUUCAAGGAGCACCGAGGGGGUGAAAAUCUGGUAAUGUGAGAACUUCAGCAAGACUGGAAGGACUGAGAAACUCAUUUUUGGAGUAAAGAAAAAAAUCUAAGCAACUAAUCAAAACCUAAGGGAGUGGGGUCUGUUACAUGGUUGGCACAGGACCUAAGAAAACUUUGGGUUGAACCAUUUUAGAACUGAUUAAGAUUCUAAGUUAUUCAUACCACAGUCAAACUCAUACAAAUCAUAAUUGUUUUUCACUCAUUAUUCUUUGAACUGAAUUUCAAAUGCUUUCUGCAGCAUUAUUUAUAAGCACUAAUCUUUUAAUGUCACCGACUGGUGUUUAUUAAUCUUGCUUAAAGCCAUUUAAGUAAUUCCUGUCUGGAGAAUUGUUUAUAAAUGCAUCAGAGGCCAGCAAUGUUGGU